Molecule: messenger RNA, 4830 nt
Organism: Phalacrocorax carbo (great cormorant)
Lineage: Eukaryota; Metazoa; Chordata; Aves; Suliformes; Phalacrocoracidae
Source: RefSeq, a predicted model, not a curated record
GCCGCUCCCGGGGCUGCCCGCAGCGCUCCCGCCCGGCAGGUGCCGCCGGACCCGCCGCCCUCCUCCCGCUCCCGCCGCGGGGGGACCGCGGGGUGGGGGGGGGUGGGGGGGGUCCGGCUCGGUGCCCCCCACCCCGCACCCCCGCCGCCGGGUCCCGGCUCGGGGGCGGCGCGGGGAGCUGCCAGCCGGGCCGGCGGGAGCCGCGUCCCCCCCCUCGAGCCCCGCCGCCGGGGCGCGGAGCCGCCGCCGCCGCUUUCAUAAUCGCUCCCGAAGCGCAAAUCCGUGCUGGCGGGGCUGCGCUGCUGGGUGACAUGUCGCAGCUCGCUGCGCCGGCUCCUGCCAGCCCCGCAGCUCCCUUCGGCUCCCACUUUUUUUAUUUUAUUAUUUUUUUCGGCCGCACCCGCUUCACCGUGAGUUAAAUCCAGGCAAUUCUCCACAAACGGGAGCGUUAUUAAUAGCGGGAUCCGGGCAGAGGGACUUUUGCGUUGCCUACAGCACGGCUCUGCUGAUGGAGACCGCCAAGCUCAACCCCAUCAUCCGGGAUGUCUACGCGGCCGCUGGCCGUGUCCAGCAAGCACCGGCCGCCGCCUCGGCGCGGAGGGGCAGCAGCUGCCGAGAGCUCAUGGUCAAGCUGACGGAGGGGCAGUACGUGCUGUGCCGCUGGACCGAUGGGCUCUAUUACCUCGGAAAGAUCAAAAGGGUGAGCGGCUCCAAGCAGAGCUGUCUCGUCACGUUUGAGGACAACUCCAAGUACUGGGUCCUCUGGAAGGACAUCCAGCAUGCCGGUGUCCCCGGGGAGGAGCCCAAGUGCAGCAUCUGCCUGGGGAAGACAUCGGGCCCCAUGAACGAAAUCCUCAUCUGCGGAAAGUGUGGGCUGGGUUAUCACCAGCAGUGCCACAUCCCGGUGGCGAGCAGCGGCGAGGGCCCGCUGGGGACGCCGUGGUUCUGCCGCCGUUGCAUAUUUGCCUUGGCCGUGCGGAAGGGGGGUGCCCUGAAGAAGGGAGCCAUCGCCAAGACACUGCAAGCCGUCAAGAUGGUGCUGUCCUACAACCCCGACCUGCUCGAGUGGGACUCCCCGCACCGGACCAACCAGCAGCAGUGCUAUUGCUACUGCGGGGGCCCUGGCGAGUGGUACCUGAAGAUGCUGCAGUGCUACCGCUGCCGGCAGUGGUUCCAUGAAGCCUGCACCCAGUGCCUCAGCGACCCCAUGAUGUUUGGGGACCGGUUCUAUGUGUUUUUCUGCUCCGUGUGCAACCAGGGACCUGAAUACAUCAAGCGCCUGCCCUUGAGAUGGGUGGAUGUCGUCCAUCUCGCCCUCUACAACCUGGGCGUACAGAGCAAGAAGAAGUACUUCGAUUUCGAGGAGAUCUUGGCCUUUGUGAACCACCACUGGGAUCCGCUGCAGCUCGGGAAGCUGACGGGCACCCCUGUCUCCGAGCGCGGCCCCCACCUCCUCAAUGCACUCAACAGCUAUAAAAGCAGGUUUCUGUGUGGGAAGGAAAUCAAAAAGAAGAAAUGCAUCUUUCGCCUGCGGAUCCGCGUCCCGCCGAACCCCCCCAGCAAGGUGCUGCCAGAGAAAGCCCCCGGCAUGGCCGAGAGCGGCUCCUGCGAGCUGAAGAAGAGGGGAAAAAGCAAAUAUGUCCAUAAAGACAGCCUGCUGCCACGGGAGCUCGAGCAGCAGAAGCGGCGAGCGGCCCGGCGCAAGAGGGCCAAGUUCCUGCUGGAGGAUGCCAUUCCCAGCAGUGACUUCACCUCCGCCUGGAGCACCAACCACCACCUGGCCAGCAUCUUUGACUUCACACUGGAUGAAAUUCAGAGCCUGAAAAGUGCCAGCUCGGGACAGACUUUCCUAUCGUACGUGGACUCCACGGACGCUGCCAGCACCUCCGGCUCCGCCACCACGAGCCUCUCCUACGAGUCCAGCCGGAGGACCGUGGGCAGCCGCAAGCGCAAACUGGCAGCACCAGCCUACGCCUCGGCGGGGGUGAAGAGGAGAGGUGGGGAGGCGGGCGGGCGCCCGGCCGGGAGCACCCCUGAGAGCAGCGAGGCAGCCUGCGGCCCCGACCGCCCGGACGACGGCAUCGACAGCCACACCUUUGAGAGCAUCAGCGAGGACGACUCCUCGCUCUCCCACCUCAAGUCCUCCAUCAGCAGCUACUUCGGGGCGGCGGGCAGGCUGGUCUGCGGCGAGAAGUACCAGGUGCUGGCACGGCGGGUGACGCUGGAGGGAAAGGUGCAGUACCUGGUGGAGUGGGAAGGCACGACCCCCUACUGAGCCCCGCCAGUCCCCAAACCUCUCCCGGAGCCAAGCCAGAGGAGAUCAGGAUGACGGAGAAACUCUCGCCAUGAGGCAGAGGAGGGGCGCUGGCCUGCGGGGAGGCUGGGACCCCUCCGUGCUCCGGCGUCCCGGCUGGGGCCGGCUCUUGGGGAACUGCCACAGGUGGAGGCAGCGCCGGAGCCGGCGCCGUCAGAGGUGCUCCCCAGGGGUGAAACCCGCAGCCUUGCCGCUGCAUGAUUUUUUUAUUUUAACUAUUGUUAUUUUAUUGGCUGUGUAUAUGCAAAGAGCGGGGCCCAGCUGUGCUUUCCUGAUGGAGCCUUUGGCCGAGCCCGAGGCACCAUCACGGCGGUGAGAGGAGCAGCGAGUGGGUCUGGCCUUUCCCCCAGGCUGGCAGCUGUGUCCUGGUGGUUGAAGGGACCCCCGGCAUGGCCGGGCACUCCCCCAGAGAAGCCUUUUUGGGGCGCACCCCACAACUUGCUCAUGCAGAUGGACGUCAUGCUGGUGCCCGGUGCACCCCGGCUUAUCCCCACGUCCAAGCCUUACGGAGCAGACUCGAGGGGGUCUUGCUGCUAAAGCAAAAAGCACCUCCCUCACUCGUGCUUUCACAGCCCGUCGCUGUGCCCACAGGAGGUGGUGGGCAACUCUUGCCAGAGCCAGUGUACGGGUUUUUUCUCCUUAUCAUAAAUCCAUUCGUUAAAGGAAUGUGGUUUGUUUUAAAUGAGUGGAAAACAUCCCGUAAACAGCCCACGUGUGGACGGCUUCCAUGGCCGCAGGGCAGCCCUACGUGGUUCUCAUCCUGCAAGCUGGACGGCGUGUGAUGCACCAGCUUCGUUUUCCCUGUUCUUCUGACAAUCAUGGUCUUGGAAGAGGUCAGCCAAAAGAUACACCCUUGCCUUAAAACCACCACGGGCAUUUCACAGACGUGAGCCCAAGGCCUUUAUUGCUGCAGGAAACCUCGUCCUGAACGUGCCAAAUGAGCAGACAAACCAAAAAGGCUGAAGAGGACAGUGGGGCGCAGGGAGGUGUUUGUGUUGGGGUCCCCGUGGCCACCCCUGUGGCCUCGUGGCUGUGCCUUGCGGGAGAGCAGCCGCGCUUUCUGUUACUGGCAGAGUGGUGAUGUUUGUCUGCAGAAGAGAAGGAGCAGCCCCCUCCUUUACCUAAAGCAAUACUGACAGGUUGUUCAGGAGCAAAGCAGUUGUCUUUUUUAAAAAAGUCUAAUAUCAUCAGACAUAUUUGUUAGAUUUUUUUCUAAGACAGAAAGAUAUAUAUAUAUAUAUAUAUUUUUAAUGUUGUCCUCUCUGUCUCUCCCCAUCACCGCCAUGGCUGUCCCGUGGGGACAGAGGGUGGGCGAUGCCAGGGGGGCCGCGUGGUGCUGCUCUGUCGGCACGCCCCGUCCCUAUAGCCCCGUCGUUGGCCAUCCUGGCCUUGCAGGAGGGUGAAUUGAAAAGGUACUUAAGAACAGUGGUGCCAGCAUGAGGGAGCAGGUGAUGUUUUUAAACCAGAGGCCAAAGCACGGUCCUUGAAAAUAAAUCUCUGCUUCAGCUACUGCUGAAAUAGCGUUAUGGGACACCUGUGAGAGGGGGGUUUGACAGGUUGUUUUAAUCCAUCUAGCAGGCACCAGGCCUUUGCGCGGCUGCGAGGUGACGAUGCCUCGUGUGGGGCUGCGGUGCAGAGCAGCAGCUUCAGUCCAGCCCCGGGAGUCGCCCGUGUCGCUGGGGCGAGGCGCGAGCUGCUUCGGUGCCCAUACCAGGAGCCUUGAAUGUUCAGCACGGCAGGUGCCGAGCAUUUUAACUCCUUUCUGAUGAGUUGCCCGGUGCCGUGCACGCAGCAUUGUGCCUGGUGGAGAAGCUGUUACCCACUUGUGUGGGGGGAGGUCUGGGAGAGGAGGCUCCGUCCAGCUCCAACCAUGAGAUGGUUCGGGCAGGGUCAGUCGUGCCUUGGGGAGCGGUGCUUCGCACCCUCCGGGUCUGCCUCUCAGCUCAUCCGGAGGGGAGCAACUCUGGAGGGGCACCGUCAUUUUGGGAGACGUGCUGCCGGGACCCCCCAUCCCUGGCAGCGAGGGGUGCAGCUCCUGCAGCCAGCUGGGUCAUUCUCCGUCCUGCUGUGGUCUGUCACCAAAGGAUUGCUUAAAGUAUUUCCCUCUCACGAGUGCCUGUGAAGUCCUUGUUAUUGUCCGAGUUGUUGCCCGAGGGGCUGGUGGGGGCUGCCAAGAGCCGUGCCAGGGCCGAGCGGGGUGAUUCCCGCAGGAUGUGCUGAUGGACGUUGCACUCGUGGGAGCACCCGCAACAUGUGGCCCCAGUUGUUCUUCUCUCCCUCUCGUCUCCUCCUCUCCUUCUGGCCUGUUGCAGAGAAUUGAAUGUGGAGCCUUUAAAAAUAUUUUUGUUGCAGAGUAUAUUUUGCAUUAGCUGUAAUAGAUAUUAUAAUGACUCUGUGCACCUUCUAAAGAUUUAUGAGUUCAGGUUGCUGCUUGUAAUAACCAACUCUUGUUAUACCCAAGUUGUAAUUAAUAUGUCUGAUGUACAAUUAAAAAGACUUCUCUUUUUUUAACAUCA